AUGGCGGAUGGAAGACGCGGUACCCCAAAAUGUAGCCCAGAGGUUCGUAUUGGGAACUACAUAAUCGGAGAAACACUUGGUGUCGGAACUUUCGGAAAAGUCAAAGUUGGAAUUCAUAAAUCUACCGGUGUGCAAGUUGCUGUAAAGAUAGUGAACAGGGAUAAAAUCAAAGCUCUCGAUGUCGCCGGCAAACUACGUCGCGAAAUCCUCAAUCUUUGGCUUUUCCGACAUCCCCACAUCAUCAAGUUGUAUCAAGUCAUUAGUACUCCAACUGACAUAUUUAUGAUAAUGGAGUAUGUCAGUGGAGGAGAAUUAUUCGAUUACAUAGUGAAGUCUGGAAGACUCUCUGAGAAAGACGCUAGAAAGUUUUUUCAGCAAAUAAUUUCCGGAGUCGCCUACUGUCAUCGUCAUAAGGUUGUACAUAGAGAUUUAAAGCCAGAAAAUUUGUUGCUGGACUCAAACCAGAACGUAAAGAUUGCCGACUUCGGAUUGUCCAAUAUAAUGCAAGAUGGUGAGUUUCUACGUACUUCUUGUGGAUCCCCAAACUAUGCUGCCCCUGAAGUAAUAUCUGGGAAGUUAUAUGCUGGUCCGGAAGUAGAUGUAUGGUCCUGUGGAGUAAUUUUGUAUGCAUUGCUAUGUGGCACACUUCCUUUUGAUGAUGAACAUAUACCUACACUUUUUAAAAAAAUCAAAGCAGGCUAUUUCCAUUUGCCAGAAACUUUGAGUUCAGGUGUCAGGGAUCUUCUUCGAAGGAUGAUAACUGUGGACCCGAUCAAGCGUGCAACCAUAGAAGAAAUCAGACGACAUCCGUGGUUCUCAGUUGAUCUUCCUAGUCAUCUUUUCCCUCAAGAACGCGAUGAAGAUGCGUCAAUAAUUGACAAGGAAGCAGUUUAUGAAGUUUGUCAAGCGUGCAAUGCAACAGAACGUGAAGUUUUCGCUGCCUUACUAAACAAUGAUCCUAGUGAUCAAUUAUCAGUUGCUUAUCAUCUUAUCAUAGACAAUAAACGUUUCGGAUCAGUUUUAAAUCCAGAAGAAGUGAAUAACUUUUAUGUUGCCACUGGGAUUGAUUCAUCAACCUCAUCAGUAGCAGCAACAACAACAAAUACAUCGAAUAGUCCACCCAGUGGUGGUACAUUGACUCAUUCUCAGCCUGGUGGUGGUCGAAGUCAAUCAUUAAGUCCAAAUUAUGGUAACAAUACUGGCAUGAUUGGAUUAAAAGGUAGAGGUAUUUCUCCAACACGACCUCAUCCAGAAAGAAUGCCUGAUGGACCACCGUUAUCGAGAACAUUAGAUCCAAUGGGGGAUUCGUUGACACCUGGAUCAAUUGUUACAGGUGAUUUGAAUUGUCCAAGUCAAAUUUCUUCUCAAGCACAAUCAGCUAUUACAUCGGGAGCUGCAGCGGCCAGUGGAAUGAAACGUUUUAAAUGGCAUUUAGGUAUACGUUCUCAAUCAAGACCAUGGGAUAUUAUGCAUGAAGUAUUUAAAGCAAUGAAUUCACUUGGUUAUGAAUGGAAAGUUGUUAAUCCGUUUAAUGUACGUGUAAGAAAAUGGAAUUCAAUACUACAGCAUUAUUCUCGACUUGUAUUACAACUUUAUCAGGUCGAUGCAAGAUCAUAUCUCCUCGAUUUUAAGUGUAUCGAUGAAAGUCAAUUAGAAUCUGAAACAGCGAUGGGUAGACUACGUUCAAACAAUAUGUCAGUAUGCCUUGAUGCUUGUAGUGGAACUCCUCCAGCUGCUAUGGGUACUUCAACAUGUAGUAGAGAUGGUAGUUUUUCUGGUAGCACUGGAUCUGCUAGUCCAACCAAUUGCUACGAUGGUCCAAAUACAACUGAAUUUUCUCGAUCGUUUUCAGCUAAUUGUCAGGAAGUACCGAUUAACCGAAGAACUAAACGACACCAAACAAUGGAAUUUUUUGAAAUGUGUACUGAACUUAUUACUACAUUGGCUCGAUGA
This is a messenger RNA of Schistosoma mattheei, 1953 nucleotides long. The record is from the annotation of a GenBank genome assembly. NCBI's taxonomy places the organism in Eukaryota, Metazoa, Platyhelminthes, Trematoda, Strigeidida, Schistosomatidae.